Molecule: messenger RNA, 1467 nt
Organism: Miscanthus lutarioriparius
Lineage: Eukaryota; Viridiplantae; Streptophyta; Magnoliopsida; Poales; Poaceae
Source: the annotation of a GenBank genome assembly
AUGGCGGACGACGACGACGCGGCUGCUAAGAGACGACGACGGAGAAGCACGGGCACGGACGGCAUCUCGGUUUUGCCUGAGCACCUCCAACACGAGGUCUUCUCCCGCGUGGGAGACGUCAAGGCCCUCUUCAAGCUCGCCGUGACAUGCCGCGGGUGGCUCCGCCGCUUCACCGACCGGGCAUUCCUCCGCGAGCUAUGCCCUGGCAGCCAGGGCUCGGGCUCGGGCCACCGCGCGCGCCUCCUGGGUGUCGUCGUACAGGACAAGUGGUUCAAUAGCGGGAACAAGGCGAUGGUGCAGGCGCGGAUGACGACGAUGGCGGCACCGCCGCCGCAGCAGCGCGCGUCGUCGUCGGCCUUGGCGCCCGUCUUCUUGCCGGCCCUGGGCUCGCCGCUCGGCCCUGCUGGUCGUGCCCUCACCUCCUUCGUCGGCGGCGGCGACGACGACGGCACCUUCGACUAUGCCGAGCCCCUAGCGGCGCGCCGCGGCAUCGUGCUGCUGUGGCUCGCGCCCCGCACGCCCGAGGAGAUGGAAGACCGCCACCUGUUUGGCGUCUGCAACCCCGUCACCGGCUACCGCCACGUUCUCCCGCCGUUGGAGUGCAGCCGGAGACUCGUCGGUUGUAGACUGGUCGGCUACGCUAUCAUCACAGCCGCCGACGACAGCAGCGUUAACGGGAGGCCGGCGCGCUGGACGUUCUCGCAGCUGCUCGUCAUCACCCAAGAUGGAGAUCUUACCAGGGGCGAGGUCGACUCGGCGUACCUGCACUCGUACUCCGCCGCCACGCGCCGCUGGAGCGCGCCCACCAGGUGCCUCGACAGGUGCGUCUUCUCCCUGGUGGGCGCCAGAUCCGCCGUCGUCCACCGCGGUGCGGCGCACUGGCUGUGCGUCGACGAUGGCCACCGCACGUGGAGGCGACGGCCGGGAGGAGGCAGAGGCGACGGCGACGACCACCAACUGUACAGGCUCAGCGUGGAGGUGGCCACCGCGCGCGUCUCCUUGAAGAGGCUCCCCGUCCGUGUCGGAGGCAAACAGCUCCUCUGCGUCAACGGCGACGGCAGGCUCGCGGUCGCCUCCGUGUAUCCUCUGCACGUGACUGUUUGGACUCAGCCACCAGGCGGAGCCGGAGACGACGACGAUGACGAUGACGACACCACUCCUGCGGUUGCUGCGGUGUGGCCCCGCACUUCUUUUAGAAUAGCCCCGCAACAGCACCACAAUGACAGGUGGUGCAACUUCAACCAUGGAUCGUUGCUCGCGCUGUUCAGGGGCAGCGGCGUCUUCAUCCUCGACCUCGACACCAAGGUGAUGGAGAAAGUCUUCAUCCUCGACUUGGACAACAAGGGCAAGCGGUAUGUGACGUGUGUGCCCUAUGAGAUGGAUUUGGUGGAGUUCUUCACGCUCCAGCUUGGUGGCAUACGAGAGCGACUCGGAACUACUACUAUCCCAGGAACUGAAUCUCCAUAA